UAUAAAAGCUUCCGAUUAUUGAACGACAAAUGCCAUUUAUUGUACGACUUGUUCGGAAAAAGGUAUUUCGGUGAGCUUAGUCGAGAAAAAAAGUGCAUUGACGAUGAAAAUUGAAACGAAGUGUUUUAUAACUUUCCUUUUCACAGCAGGUUUAUUUGGUACUUCAUUAGCCUUUUGGAGCUUAGAUACAGAUUUACAGUUUGGAUAUGAGAUUUAUGAUCGUUCUUACGAAAUUAAUGCGGCUAUUCAAGCAAUUUUGACAGCAUCAACUCGCACAAAUGUCGUACAAAAUGACCCGACAACACAGUCAUCCGUAAUUGCCUUAAAUUCAAUUGCCAGUCAAUUACGUUCAGCUCCUAUUACGUUUUUUAGUGAGCUCGGUUUUGCAGCAGCAAGUCGUAUAAACAAUGAAAAUUGGCAUCUAUCACGUUUGAGAACUUAUCACGCAACAUAUAUGACUCAAUUGGAGAUUUUAUCAAAUUCAACAGGAGAACUUAGAAAAUUGGAAGAUAUUACAAAUCCAUCAAUUAUGCAAACACUUAGCAGUUCCCUUAAUCGAAUUAAAAAAUAUUCAGUAAACGUUCUAGCUGGUGUCGAGGAAAUAUCCCUGAGAGUCGCACAAAUCCGAGCUAAUUCGAGUCUUUUGUUGACACCAAAGUUGAUUGACGAUUUUAUUAAUAAUAAUCGGACAGAUAAUUUUAUCACAUCACUCACACAACUUCGUAAUUCAUAUCUUCUCUUUCUCUCGUCAGUUAGAGACACAGCUCGUCUUACUGGUGCUUAUGGUUCAAUGUACGAUAUCCUGGACCGUUCGUAUACAAAAGAUAAUUUAAAACGUAACACAUCGCUUUAUAACUUUGUUGAUAGUUAUAAUCGAGUCCGAAACACAUUAUUGUCAUCGGUUGUGUCUUAUCGUCAAACAGCACAGACUGAAUUUAGUAAAUUCAUUCAACGUGUUCAGUCAACUUAUGAUGACACAAUUGUACGACCUCGAUUCGAUCGAGAACAAUUGCCACAGAUUCUCGCCUUUGCUGACGUUGUAACAUCAAAAGUUUACAAUCAGACAUUCUUCGAGACGUCAUUUGAUAGUAUGAGGGAUGCAAUUGUCAAUCUGUUCACAAAUGAGACUAAUAGUGCUUUCGCUAAAGAUUCACAAUAUCGUGAUGCGAUAUUGAAUUUAUUGAGACAGUCAUUUGUACGUCAUUAUGAUUCAUGCUUAAACGAAUUGGUGUCGGAGUCGCAACAAGGUCUUAAUGCACUCACUGGAAAAUAUUCAUAUUGUCUUGAUGAACGAACAACGAGUAUAACUGUAGUCAUACCAUCAACAAGCACAUGGUUGGGAGUUAUCAGAGAUAAUGUGAAUUUCAUAUUGCAACAAUUGAAUGCUUGUAUUAAUGGACAGACAUCCGUUGCUGGGCGAACUGCAACAUCCGAGUGCAUUCAAUCGAAUGCCAACAAUCUACAAUUUUAUUCGAUGUAUUUACCCUUGACUGUUCAAACUAAUUUACGACCGAUUGUUGAAAGUCCACCAUUAAUAUUUCGCAAUUGCAUUGGGGUUAUAAAAGCAAGCAAUAACAAUUAUGAAAACUUUAAGGAAGUCUAUGAAAAAUGUAGCGAAAAUUCUCAUGAAGGAAAUGGUGGAACUACUGAUGCUCCUACAACAAAUGUCCCAACUGAAGCUCCUACAGAUGCACCUACAGAUGCACCGACAGAAUUACCAACUGAAGCUCCUACAGAUGCACCAACUGAAGCUCCUACAAAUGCACCGACAGAACAGUCAACUACCACUGAUGCUCCAACUGAAGCUACAACUUUGUCUGAACCAGAUACAACACAAGAACCCACUUCAGAGUCAUCAAAUCCCACUCUAGAAGAUACUACAAUAGACGGCUCAACCCUAAUCCCUACCACCGAGCAAAUAGAAGAUCAAACUUCAACUUAUGCUCCUGAAUAUGAAUAUUCAGACGCAGCAGAUGACGGAACGUUGGAAUACAACAGCACAAUGGCUGCUUAAAAGUUGACAAAUUGAUUCAAAACUUUCUACAUUUCAUAGGCAAAGAAAAUCCAUGAAAGUAUUGAGAAAUUUUGAAUUUUUAUAGGCACACUUUUAAUAUAUAAAGCAUAUAACAAUAAUUGUCUUUGGAAACCAAUAAAAAUAUUAAU
Chironomus riparius is the source of this 2163-nucleotide messenger RNA. NCBI's taxonomy places the organism in Eukaryota, Metazoa, Arthropoda, Insecta, Diptera, Chironomidae. The record is from the annotation of a GenBank genome assembly.